CCGAUCACGUCGACCAUCGGCUUGCCAACCCGUGCCAAAGACCAUCUUGGCGCCGCCAACAUGUGCGAAAUUCGUCGCCCUGAGAUUACUUAGUAUACACUGUUCGAUCUUUUGUGAGCUGGCGGCCUGGUUAGCACCCCAUUCCCGGCAUCCACACCUCUCGCGCAACCGUCAGCCAUGACGAACACGGUCAGGCAGGCGACCGAAGCAGCACGGACUAAGGGCUCUGAGGUUAUCGGCACGGCCAAAACCAUGAAGAACGACGGGGUCGCGGUCGCCACAGACUUCCUCCACACACCGUUUAUGCGGGCGGCCCUCCCCUUCAUCAAUGGCGGAAUCAGCGGCAUGGUCGCCACGACGGUGAUCCAACCCGUCGACAUGGUCAAGGUGCGCAUGCAGCUCGCGGGCGAGGGUAAGGCGGGCGGACCGAAACCGACACCGCUGUCCGUCACACGCGAAAUCAUCGCCAGCGGCAAGGCCCUGGAUCUGUAUACGGGCCUGUCGGCGGGCCUGCUGCGGCAGGCGGUGUACACGACAGCGCGCCUCGGCUUCUUCGACACCUUUAUGGGCGGACUGGCAACCCGCGCCAAGGCCAAAGGGCAAAGCGUGGGCUUCGCGGAGCGCGCAACGGCGGGUCUCACAGCGGGUGGUCUGGCGGCGAUGAUCGGGAACCCGGCGGAUCUCGCGCUGAUCCGCAUGCAGAGCGACGGGCUCAAGCCGAUGGCCGAGCGCAAGAACUACAAGUCGGUCAUCGACGCGCUCAGCUCGAUCGCCAAGAGUGAGGGCGUCGGGGCGCUGUGGGCCGGGGCGGCGCCGACGGUGGUGCGCGCCAUGGCGCUCAACUUUGGCCAGCUGGCCUUCUUCAGCGAGGCCAAGGCGCAGCUCAAGGCGAGGACGACGUUGUCGGCCAACGCCCAGACGCUGAGUGCGAGCGCCGUCGCGGGCUUCUUCGCGUCCUUCUUUUCCCUGCCCUUCGACUUUGUCAAGACGCGGCUGCAGAAGCAGCACAGGGGGCCCGACGGGAAGCUGCCGUACAACGGCAUGGCGGAUUGCUUCGCGAAGGUGGCGAAGCAGGAGGGCCUGAUGAGGUUCUAUCGCGGGUUCGGCACAUACUAUGUUCGCAUUGCGCCACACGCGAUGGUGACCUUGAUCGUGGCCGACUUUCUUGGAUUCAUCACCAAGUAGGAGACCGUUGGUCUGCAUCUUGGCUUGGAUUUUCUUUCGUUCUUCUUUUUUUGAAUCGUUAUUGGCGUGGUAUCAGGGUGCUGUCCAUACCUGUUUUCUCUGGAGUUGGUAGGUCCGGUUUCAUUAUGGGUUGUGCUUCUGGGACAUGGCAGUUGGUAUACCACAUCUGGAGGGACGAGGCCAUACAGAGCCUCUGCACUGGUCUGAGUUGUUUGACGCAAGAGAGUUCUCAACUUAU
Chaetomium strumarium is the source of this 1423-nucleotide messenger RNA. Its product is annotated as mitochondrial carrier domain-containing protein. The record is from RefSeq and is a predicted model, not a curated record. NCBI's taxonomy places the organism in Eukaryota, Fungi, Ascomycota, Sordariomycetes, Sordariales, Chaetomiaceae. The transcript has 3 exons. Gene Ontology annotation, biological process: transmembrane transport. Bases 178 to 1185 code for a protein of 335 amino acids. Gene Ontology annotation, molecular function: transmembrane transporter activity.